Hypomesus transpacificus is the source of this 1869-nucleotide messenger RNA. It is a transcript of the gene lhfpl6, whose product is annotated as LHFPL tetraspan subfamily member 6. NCBI's taxonomy places the organism in Eukaryota, Metazoa, Chordata, Actinopteri, Osmeriformes, Osmeridae. Bases 502 to 1104 code for a protein of 200 amino acids. Gene Ontology annotation, cellular component: membrane. The transcript is spliced from 5 exons. The record is from RefSeq and is a predicted model, not a curated record.
ACUUGAAGAAAACCGCCAACACAGACCAACCCAGUGGGCGGAGAUCUGCGGCUUUCAGGUCUUUUCGCACCCAGCAUUUUUCCAUCCCAUCACAAUUUCGAAACCGAAGGAAUGUGCGUCGCAGUUUGGACCUAAGUGUUUCCCGGUGAAGCGGACCACGCUGUUGACUUAAAAGAGUUAGUGUGUUGAGGGCUGAAUGGUAAGCUACGGGAGCUGUUAGGUACCGACGACGGGACGUGUCUGUGGAAGUAUUGUUUCCCCAAUUUCCUCUCAACUACACUGAACUUUGAAACCCAGUAAUCUCACCUGCGUAUUGAAGUUACAUUGAGGAACUACAAACAUGGGUCAAGCCGCCACGCAGAGCAGGGAGGAACUGUGCUAGAACCAGACUCUCAGCACCAGAUGUGGACAUAAGAAACUAAACAUCCGCCUUGUGGAAUUUACAAAGAAAUCGAUUCCAUCAGUGUCAGUGUUAAUAUUAUCCAAGAGGCCGUUUGAGACAUGGCGUCCAGCCUAACGUGUGCGGGUGUCAUAUGGGCGCUUCUCUCGCUGCUGUGCGCCGCUGCGUCCUGCGUCGGGUUCUUCAUGCCUUACUGGUUGCUAGGUUCUCAGAUGGGCAAGCCCGUCUCCUUCGGAACUUUCCGCCGCUGCUCCUACCCAGUGCGCGACGAGGCGCGCGGCGCCACGGUGAUGCUGGAGCAGUGCGGCCGCUACGCGUCGUUCCAGGGCAUCCCGAGCCUGGAGUGGAGGAUCUGCACGGUGGUGACGGGGGUGGGCUGCGGCUUGCUGCUGCUCGUGGCGCUCACCGCUCUCAUGGGCUGCUGCGUCUCCGAUCUCAUCUCCAGAACCGUGGGGCGUGUGGCCGGAGGCAUCCAGUUCGUAGGGGCUCUGUUGAUAGGGUCGGGGUGUGCCCUGUACCCUCUGGGCUGGGACAGUGAGGAGGUCCGUCAGACUUGCAGCAACAGCUCCAACCAGUUUGAGCUGGGUUCCUGUGAGAUGGGCUGGGCGUUCUACUGCACGGGCGCCGGGGCUGCGGCCGCCAUGUUGUUGUGCACCUGGCUGGCCUGCUUCGCUGGCAGGAAACAGAAGCAGUACCCCUACUGACUCUGAGCGGGUGCUGUUUGUGCGGUUUCGUAUGUGUGCGUACGGGGUCCUGCGUGCCUGUGUGUGCGUGUGUGUGUGUGUUUCUGUGUGUGUGUGGCAGGAAGCUGUACCUCUACGGAGGACCGGCCAGGACGCACCAUGCCGACCAGCAGGACCAUCAGGCGCAUGUCAUCGUCCGCAUGGCUGGAUGCCGGACGCCCACUGACACCACAGACUCCAUCCACAGCCAGUAAACCCACAGCUAUGCAUCCUGUAGACACGCCCCCUAGGCCCCGCCCAGCACGGAAUAGCUGGUCCAACCCCAGGGGAUUCAGCCCACCACAGUCAUCAACGGCAGCAAGAGCCAUAUAAAUAGUGCCGCCCCUUUCCACUCCCCUGCCUGUACCGCCCCUCCAUCGUGAUCCCAGUGUUUGCAGAGUCGACGGGGAGGAGAAUCGAUCCACCUCCAAUGUUACUUUUGUUCGUACGUGUUUUAUAUCUUAAUAUUUAAUUCAACUAUAUCUCCACGUUUUUUUUGUAUUGCCUUAAAUAUUUAAACCUUUGCUGGUAACUUGCAAUAACUUGUCUCAACAUUGUCACUAUGAAUAUUACAGCACACAUAGUUAUAUCACAGGUAUUAUAAGGCCAUAGUAUAUAUGUUUAUUGUAGGUAUUAUUGUGUUUGAUUAUGUACAUUGUAUUAUAGUAGCAUUGUGUAAGAAACUUUUGUACUAAAUAUAUUGUAAAUAGUGUUUCAUUAAGUCUUAAUAAAUCUAUGACGUGUGUA